Molecule: messenger RNA, 2862 nt
Organism: Megalops cyprinoides (Indo-Pacific tarpon)
Lineage: Eukaryota; Metazoa; Chordata; Actinopteri; Elopiformes; Megalopidae
Gene: brat1
Product: BRCA1-associated ATM activator 1
Exons: 14
Coding region: 341-2800 (819 amino acids)
Biological process (GO): DNA damage response; positive regulation of protein phosphorylation; cell population proliferation
Cellular component (GO): nucleus
Source: RefSeq, a predicted model, not a curated record
ACCAUGCGAAAAGCUCAAUUAUUUUCUUCCGUGUUCCUCAAUAAAGUGAGAAAAUAUAUUUACCUUAGCUAGCAGAUUAUGUAUACUAUCAGAUGCGUUUAGCUAUGUUCAUGUAUUCUUUUAACGUACAGUGCAGGAAAUUGUUUGAAGACAGGUGUGCCCCAAAUUUAAAUUCCAUUGUUCAUCUCAUUAGGUGGUUCUGAUGUCUGCAGAUUGAACUUUUAACUUAGCUAGCUAACCAGUUGUUUCCUCGUAUAUGUUUACCUAGCUAGCUAACAACGGUUACUAGUUAGCUUGCAGGAUAGCACUCAAAACGGAGAUCUCCAGAGAUGUGAGUGAAAUGGACGGUGAAUGUGCAGAAUUGCUGCCUCUUGUGUGCGCGCUUCUAGCUAACCCGAAAUACACUCUGUCAGAUGACACGUGCUUAGAAAAACUUCUUGACUGGUUUACAAAAUUAACAGAAACUGAAUCAUUACAGGAGGUUAACUCCUGUCUGGUUGGAUUCGUAUCCAAUACAUGUAAAUCCAGGACAGCAGAUCCCAGCAUUAUUUCCUUCGCUCUCAAGCUUUGUGGAUUGUUAGCUUCCACAGAAGUUGGCUUUGAGGUCUUACAGCAACAGAAUGUUCUGGAAGAUGCCUUUGAAUACAAGGGGUGGAGUGAGUCAAGUCUCUGGGAAGAUGCCACAGUGCGCAGUGGAUGGAUUCAUGGGUUGGAAAACAUGAUAAAGCAUCAGAAGGCUAUGCUUUUUCUGUUUAAAAAUGGGCUGACUAAAGUGACCCUGAAUUUACAAACAGACAAAAGUCUCUUUGUGGCUUCAGCAGCAAACAAGCUUUUAGCCCACAUUUUAAACUUUGGUGAGGUAACAGCCAUGUGCCCAAAGGGUAACAAGACGGAGCUGAGCGGGGUGCACAAAGACGGGAUUGGACGACAGUGUCCAGAAUGGACUGAUGGGAUUAUGGAGAUCAUGAGGCAUUUGGAGGACUCACUGAUGUCAGGGGUCCCCUUCCAGACGGAUCAGUCCCUGAAGCUUGUGGCCCUGAGUUUAGGCCACUGUCAGCCACAUGUCAGGGAGAUGCUGUGGCAGAGAACCGAAGGGGCCAUUGAAGUGCUGUUGGGAAAUGGCCAGAGCUCUUUGACAAAGCUGUUUAUGGAAGUUUUGCAAGCUGCUGCAAGGACUCCUUUAUUCAGUAAGACUGACUCGAACAUUGUGCCAUUGAUGGAAACUAUGCUUUACACUCUAAAACCAACACAGGCAAUUCCAUUCGCCAUGGGGAUAAUCCAUCUGGAAUAUUGCCCACAAAGUUUAAAGAGGAGGGCUAUUGGGGUCAUUCUCCAACCCCUACAGUUUGUGACAGCUUCAACUGAUCAGCAGCGGUUGUGUUCAGAUAUGGCCGAAGAGAAUGGCUGCCAGCAUUCUGCCCUCGAGGAGCAGCUAUCCCAGAAGACAUCUUGUCUCUCGCUCCUUUGUCUUUCAUUGUCCAGCACAGAAGAGCUGGCAGGCAUGGAUUCCCUUCCCAUGGACAUUCCAGUGCAAUCAUUGAUCCAGUCAGUAAUCAUAGUGUUGAAGGUGUGUGUGGGAAUGUCGUUUUCCUCCUCACCAAGCAACAGUGUCCUCAGGAAUCUGAUUGGCUGCUCCAGAGUUCAGAAGUGUGCACUGGAUACUCUAGCAAGUCUUAGUCAAUUCCAAGACAGCAUUGUGUACAUGAGCGAGGUUUUCACUCUUAUUCUGCAGUAUCUGGACAGUCCUGACUCUGACGCAACUGUCCUCCAGAAAGCCUUCCAAGUGAUUUUGAAGUGGUUAUGUAAGGGUUUGGGGGCACUUCCGCAAGAUCUCUUCCCCGUACUGAAGAAGCGGCUUUGUGAUGUGCGGUGGGAAGUCAGGGAUUCCUCCCUUGAGUUUCUCACUCAGCUCACCUCACACUUUCGAGAGACCCCCAGCUACUGUGAGACCCUUUUAAGCAGUGGGGUCCUUGACCUCUUGAUGACCUUGCUGAAGGACCCUGAGAGCUACGUGCGUGCAAGUGUCAUCCUUGCACUGGGACAGACUGCCCGCCUUCCCAGUAAAGAUAAUGUCCCCAGAUCUGGCCAUGUUGUGCAGGAGGACCUGGUGAUGCAUUUUAUGGAUGUUUUGGCUCAGGACACUGAGGUGUUUGCUAGAAGAGCAGUGGUCAGGGUCUUGACCAUGUGGCUGGCAUGUCCAAUUCCUGCAGGGGACUUAGAAAUACCUCUGAGCACUGUGUUAGAACUGGGCUCUGAAGACUUGGACUGGGAAGUGAAGGUGCAUACACUGGAGCUGGCACAGAUCCUGAUAGAUCAGACCCUGGCACAGUCUGGUCAGUCCACAUGUCCGUAUGCUGUAGUUCCUGCUGCACGCCUCAGUGGGACAAACCUCACAGAAUCCCUGCGCAAGCUGCAGGACCUCAAAAUCUUUGGCGUUCUCUUUAAGGGGUUGUUUGAUUGUGAUAGACCAGUAGCGCAGAAGGCCUGCUCUCUUCUCCUGUCCCUGAAAAGACUGACUGCUAGAAACUCUGGCCUGGCGGACAGCACUGUGGUCUGUGACCUGCAGGGACAGACAUGGGUUGAAGAUGCAUUGAAGAAGCACCUUGAAAAGCAUGUGGCUGGUACAGAUUGGCAGAAACCGAUGGGCUUUGUCGAGGUGCUGUCAGUGUUAGAUCUGGAGAACAUGCAGUGCACCUUAGGGCAGAGCAGUGAUCAUCUGGAGAACAGUCCCCGCUCCCUCAUGGAGGACAUUCUCGCUGCGUCCCACGUAUCAGAAGACAAUAUCGUGGACUGCUACUAAGUUUCAAUACAAUAUACAGUGUCAAUACAGCAUCACAUUGUUCAUUGUUCAUUGUACGUAAU